UACGUGACCCGUGAAUGAGAAAAUACCUCUCACGAACAGAAAACGAAACCGCAGUUGACGUAUGCGCAGUGCGGAGGCGCGCAUCUCACGCUACAGAAUAUGUUUGAGCGUCAGCGUACAAGAGUGUCAGUGGGAACUAUGGACAAUCGGAGAGCAUGUGCCCGGCUGUGAUUCACCUAUUAAAAGAAUUGAGUCAACGAUGGAGUACAAGAAUGAAAAUUAUGGAAUAGAACUGCUUCUUGCUCACAUGAAUAUUGAAGAUUUCAUCCAGGAGGCUGAUCAUUUUUACUGUGUUGGCGAGGAGGUGGAAUCGAGCAUCUCGUUUGACGAAAGUUUCUCACAAGACGACAUGGAUGAAGAGACACCUGGCAUGGGAGAGUCACGUGACCUAAUCUCACAUGCGCAAAAACUUGGAAAGGUCCGUUACGGAACGUCAUCUGAACUUUUGGACUUUGUGAAUAUGGUUUCAAAUACCCCAUCUUCUCUCUUGAACGUGGGUGAAGAAGUGGGUGUCUUGCUAAACAAGACAGACAUGAUCAUUAAGGAGGGGCAUUACCGCAUUGACUUGGACGUUCUUCUGUUUCCAUGGAAACUGACCUAUAAGCCUCAAGGGCCUGGACAUGUUCCCAAAGGCUCAUUUGGGAAAGUCCAUUUGGCCCAAGACACCAAAACUCGUAAACGAAUGGCAUGCAAACUAAUUCCUGUAGAGCAUUUCAAGCCUGCUGAUGUUGAAAUCCAAGCCCGGUUUCGUCAUGAGAACAUAGCGGAGCUCUAUGGGGCGCUGCUGUGGGAACAGACUGUGCACUUGUUCAUGGAAGCAGGUGAAGGGGGCUCGGUUCUGGAGAAGCUGGAGAGCUGCGGUCCUAUGAGAGAGUUCGAGAUCAUUUGGGUCACUCAGCAGGUUCUGCGUGGCUUGGAAUACCUGCACUCUCACAACAUUAUACACCACGACAUCAAACCCAGUAAUAUUGUGCUGAUGUCUGCCAAAGCUGUGCUGGUGGACUUUGGGCUUACAGUACAGAUGAAGGAUGACAUAUAUGUUCCCAGAGACCUACGUGGCACAGAGAUGUACAUGAGCCCAGAGUUGGUUCUAUGUCGGGGACACAACACAAAGACUGACAUCUACAGUCUGGGAACCACGAUCAUACACAUGCUCAGUGGCAGUCCUCCGUGGGUUAGGAGAUAUCCCCGAACAGCCUACCCCUCUUAUCUCUACAUAAUCCACAAACAAGCUCCUCCUCUGGAAGACAUACCAGAAAGCUGCAGCCCAGCGAUGCGCAGGCUUCUGGUGCAUGCACUUGACAGAGUACCCACCUGCAGAAGCUCUGCAGCCGAAUUACUGCACGAGGAGGCCCUCCAUCCAUCUCGGGAAGACCAGCCACGCUGUUGGAGCCUGGACUCUGCGCUGGAGGAUGGCACACACCCGCUGUUACGACAGCUCAGUCAGAUUUCGGAGAGCACCCAAGACUCUUCCCUGUAUACCGAGGACUCGGGGCAUUCUAAGAAGAAAGGAUCCCUCUAUAUUGAUCUGGGUGCCUUGGCUGGUUACUACAGUGUGGUUAGGGGGCCACCAAGCAACGAGUAUGGCUAGAUGAGGAGGAUUUCUGUGCAUUUUGUCCCGAGGGAGACUGGAGUAUUUCUAUCGUUUGCUUUUAUAGAAAUGCUCGCAAUAUUGUUGGAGUGGAGGACAACACAUCCACAAGAUAAAUCAGAUGCUUCAAAGAUCUUCAGUAUUGAGGAACUAGGUGAGGAAACUGUAUGAUGGAUAGGACAAAGCAGACAUUGACUGGACAAUGAGGUGGAUGUCUUCUGUAACGCAACAAACAUUCAGAUCACACCUUGAAGAUGUGAAAUAAUGGUCAUUGUUGUCAUUCUUGGUUAUUUGGUGCGGGCACACAAUUUCAUUUUCCAAAAUGCACAAAAAUAUAAUGACAUCAUACUGUAAUGUAAAAUCCAACUUAUGAUGUAUGGUUGAUGUUUAUGGUAUUUAGAGUAAUCACUGUAGCAGGGCUACAUGAAUUUAUGAUGUAUUCGUUUUUUUAGCUGAGUGCAGGGCUUGUGAUUUAAAUUUACAUCCUAUAAAAUAAUGCAUUAUCAUUGUUUAAUGUUUGACCAUGGCAAUGCUAGGUGUGAAAUGAAUAUAAUGAAAUAUUAAUCAUAAUACAAAUCUACUGAUAUUGGCUGUAUUGUAAAAAGAAAGAUGUUUUGAUAUUGUUCAAUGUGAUUUCAUAUAAGUCUGCCAGUUUAACUCCAUUCAGUCAUUGAUUUCAAAUUUGCAAACCCCAUGUUACAGCUCUGAGCCUUUAAAUAGCUUUAGCUGAGAUUCCUGGUCAAUACAUCCAUUGUAAAGAUAAGAGGUGCGGAAAAAAGCACACUUCAUCAAUGAUUUUUCCCAGAAGUUAUGAAAUAAUGCUCUUUUUCAGACAAUACUGGAAAACAUCUCAAGUUUUUGUUCCCAUGGAAUGUGGUUUUGUUGAGUAGUUGCAAUGCAAGUCAUGCAUCUGGACUCAAAUUUUCCCAUUGCUGGCAAUGGAGGUUUAAAGAUGAACCUUUAUCAAGUAUCUAUUAAAGAAAGUGUUUAUAAUAGUGACACACAUAUUCGUCGAGUUUUUUGUUAUUACUGAAACUCUUGGCCAGUGGUUCUCUAUAGCUCUGUUCUGCUAUUUGAUGCGUAUUUAUCUAUUUGAAAGAGCUGAUCCUCUUUGUAUCAUCCCCUGAAUAAGAAUAACCCCUGUUCCUAUUGGCCUAAUAGUGUAUCGCUCUCUUUUUUGUUGUUGUUAUAAUCCAUGGGCUUUGUAAUAUUUGAAUGUUUUUGUAUAUAUAGGAUACACAUACAAUGUUGUUAUGCUGUCUUUGAUGUUUUUUUGCACAAAAUAACGCUUUCCGCUUUUCAAGGUUAUGCUGCCAGAUAACACGUUAAAAUGACACUAUAACUUAUUUGAACAAGAGGCUUCUUCAGAAAUGUUCAGUCAUUUUGGAAAGACCACAGAAAACACCCGUCAAAAAUGAUAGUAUCUCCAAAGAUGAAGGUUACUCUCUAUUUUGUGUGAUUCAUCGCUGCAAGUUUUGGAAAAACAUGUUUAAACCAAGAAUAAUGUUUUUUGAAUAUGAAUGAACAAGUUUUUUUUAACAUGACAGUAAUAAUAGUUUCUUUUAAUUAUUCAUAUUGUAGCUUCUUGUCAAGCCAGUACGUGCAGGUGUAAAAUUCUAAUUCAAAUUUUGGUUGCUGAUUAUGAUAAAAGUGUUUUUGUUUUUUAGCAGGCCGCUUCAAUUUCAGUGACAAUGUUUCCUGUUAGCUUUCUCUGUGAUCAGAAUGGAGAAGUGCAACUCAACAACAGGUUUUCAUAGGUUAUGCAUAACCAAACAAGGAAGUGAAAACAUGCUGAUGCAAAAUAACAGAAAAUGUCUUGCAUAUAACAGACCAUAAGUGUGUACUAUUUGUGAUUUGAGAAUACAAUAUAUCAUUAAAAAACACUUGCAUAAUGCAUAACACAGGCAUAAUGUUUUCUAGUUAGGGACUGUGCACAAGUGUUUUCACUUGAGUCAUCACUACAGAGAAAGUGUGUUUGUGUGUGUCGGAGAGAGAGCACACAUGGUCAGCAGAGUUUAAUAGUGCAGGAAGUGGGUUUCCCCCUGCUGAUAAGCAUUGGGUUUAGGGGAGUUGCAUUCCCUGACCUUUCUAUUGCAGAGUGAGAAAUGACACAUAAAGGGACAUUAAUUUCCGCAACUUGCACUUGUGAACCUACACCCACAUAUGCCACUGAUAUGCAUUAACAUUGAGAAUGUAAUGAUAUUUUGUUAAACUAACCAUUAUACAAACUUGCUGACAUUGUUAGACAUAACGCAUGUGGCUAUUUGUAUUAAUGGGACCAACUAAAGCCGUCUUUUUGAAUUAUCAAACCU
Messenger RNA from Triplophysa rosa, 3903 nucleotides. RefSeq names its product mitogen-activated protein kinase kinase kinase 8 (gene map3k8). Gene Ontology annotation, biological process: protein phosphorylation. The record is from RefSeq and is a predicted model, not a curated record. Gene Ontology annotation, molecular function: ATP binding; protein kinase activity. Bases 62 to 1591 code for a protein of 509 amino acids. NCBI's taxonomy places the organism in Eukaryota, Metazoa, Chordata, Actinopteri, Cypriniformes, Nemacheilidae. The transcript is spliced from 8 exons.